UCACGGACACGAACGCACACACACAUGGACGAGUGGCCGGUAGUUAGUGUCAACUGGCAGUUUGGGGUGAACUAUUAAGACUAUACUGUAAGACGAAGUAAAGUUAGAGAGAGUAAGAAGACUAUAUGUGUAGGAGGUUUGGUCAAAAGGCGUCCAUGUCACAACUAACAUGCUUGAAGCUCUCCGGGUUGCCUGCUACACCCUCACACAUAACAGAUGGUAUUUUGGUGUAAGAGCAUCACUGGACUUCAUAUUACUUACAUCUCAGCCCUGCCUAGAAUACACACCCAGGAAGCUUAUUCAUCUACACAAGCACUUGUUAUGUACUGAGAGAACAGAAGAUUUUAUUGAUCUGAAACAAUACUUUAAGUUCAGUUCUUCUCUUCGCUCUCUCAGGAAAAAUAUGGAUGUAAGUCUCCUUCUGCCCCCAGCUAGUGUGAAAGGCAUGACUGACCUUAAUCAAGAACUAUUCCAAAAGAAAAUCGUUGUUCCUCACGUGAUUGUAAAGAACAGUAAAAUCAACAGUGCACUCAAAUGCCUUAAAAAACAUUUACUCAAGAUCGACAAAUUAAAACCUGUUAGAAGUGACGACAGUGAUCCAGAUAAGAGAGUGGUGCUCCUUAACCCAUUGUUGGUGAGGAGCUUGGAGGAUAUUGAAGAGGAUUUUGGGAACAUUUGUAAUGAAGGAGAUGCUACUUUCCUCUCUAAAGAAAUUACUCUCUCUUAUGAAAACUGGAAAGCUGAAGAUAUAUUGAAGGCUGUACUACCAGACAAUCAAGAAGGUGCUCAGAGCUACUCAAUUAUCGGACACAUCCUUCACCUUAACCUUCGUGAACAUAUGUUUCCCUACAAGGCCUUGAUCGGGCAGGUGUUUUUGGAUAAAAUUCCUAAUAUUUCUUUGGUCGUUAAUAAAACCAACAACAUUGAUUCCACUUAUAGAAAUUUCCAGAUGGAAGUUUUGGCAGGCGCUGGAGAUACUCUAGUGACUGUUAAAGAAAAUGGUUGCACUUACUCACUAGACUUUGCAAAGGUGUACUGGAACCCUCGACUCUCAACCGAGCACGAACGUAUAGUGAAGAAACUUAAACAAGGUGACGUUCUUUAUGAUGUCAUGGCGGGCAUAGGACCAUUUGCCAUUCCAGCAGGACGAAGGAAGUGUUUGGUUUGGGCGAACGACCUUAACCCCGUGUCGUACGAUGCUUUAGUCAAGAACUGUGCAACAAACAAAGUGAAGGACAGAGUCAAAUGUUAUAACCUAGAUGGACAUGAAUUCAUAAAAUCUGUGUUAAAAUCUGACCUUUUGGAAAAGUGGCAAGAUUCAGAUUUCUGUAAUGAUAUACAUAUUACAAUGAACCUCCCAGCCAUUGCAGUCGAGUUCCUUUCAGCAUUUGUGGGACUUUAUCACAAUGUUGAAGGUAUACCACACAACCCUACUUUACCAAUGGUUCAUGUUUACAUGUUUACAAGUGAUGUUGCAGAAGAUAUAGCCUUAGGUAUGGUGGCUGAACAUUUAGGUUAUCCCUGUUAUGUUGAACAGAUGUUACACAAGGGAGAUGAACCAUUGAAAGAACAUACAAUGGCCGGUGAUGAACAAGUUGAGAAUAACACCGAACAAUCUUCAAAAACUAAGUCUCAAAAUAGCUUUGGAGGUCUGCGGCAAUAUGUCCAGGAAGUAGUGAACAUACGGAAGGUUGCGCCAAACAAGAUAAUGAUGCGGGUUAGUGUGCGGCUGCCAUUAGAAGUCUUGCUGAAAGAUGCCGACACAAUUGAGGAGCCUCCAUGUAAGAAAAUAAAGGAAUUAUGAUACCACUUUGAUAUUUAUCCAUCAGUGUAGAAUUUAUGAUACAGUUGUAGAAGGUUUCAUGUUCUGAGAAUUAAAAGUGUCUUCUCUAUCUGGAGCUCUUUGUUUUAUGUCAUAAACAACAUAACUAUAUCACCAUUACUUAUUUUUAUAGAUAAAUGUAUAUAGUUUUCUCAAAUAAUAGUGAACCAGACCU
Molecule: messenger RNA, 1997 nt
Organism: Homarus americanus (American lobster)
Lineage: Eukaryota; Metazoa; Arthropoda; Malacostraca; Decapoda; Nephropidae
Product: tRNA (guanine(37)-N1)-methyltransferase-like
Exons: 2
Coding region: 170-1804 (544 amino acids)
Biological process (GO): tRNA N1-guanine methylation; mitochondrial tRNA methylation
Cellular component (GO): mitochondrial matrix; cytoplasm
Source: RefSeq, a predicted model, not a curated record